CAAGGCAAUCUUUUAGUGCAUUAAGAGCCACGGUAUAUUCUUAGCAUGUUCUUAAAAUUUGGUGAAAUCUCAGGCUGGACGCUCUUACAAAAAAGGUCCUCAUAUCAAAUAGAUUGUUAAGAAUCCUAUUGUAUGCAAAUGAGAUAUGUCCUCGGUGUAAUUUAUUCAUGUUGGCACCUGAUAAGUCAGGCGGAACCAACAGACAUAUGAUUGUUGAGAGAUUAUCUCUGGCCUUAUUCGUACGACGCUCUGCAAACUUCGCACGCAGAUGCAAUUUCCCAUGCACUGUCUGAUACCGCUAGGGAUGAUACAAGUCUCGUGUUCUAGUGAUUUGGGAUGGACAAGCGCGUGGAUAUAACUACAGAAUGGGUCCCCUUGUGAGCUGCACUUGAUUGGGUUUCGAAACACUAACAUGGCUUUUCCUGAAGAAACGCUCCAACGGAUUCGCUCAGUGAUGUCAAAAACCUUUGGUAGUCAGAACAAGAUUAUUAUCGCGCCUUGUAUGGUGGAGGUAUACACUACUAAAACCCGGGACUUCUUGAAAAAGCCCUCCGAAGUGAAAUGGACAUUGAAAGGCACAGGUCUGUUAGCAGUCAUUCACGAUUCAGUCGGCACGAGAGAUAGGCUACAACUUUGCCUAAGUUCGGCUAAAACGUCUGAAAUUCUAUGGCAAGAGACAGUUGUUCCUUUUACGACAGUAGAUUCCCCGCACCCGACAUUUCACACUCUUUCCAGCACAAGGAAUUUCCAGGAGAGGACUGGAAUUUUGUAUCAAAACAAAGCAGUCGCGAGGCUUGUGUUUCAAGUCAUGACUAUGUUUACAUCUCAAAGAGGGCCAGAGAACAAGUCCGCGAGAAACGUGUUUAGAUCAAAGUCUUUCUGCGUGGCGCCCAGACCUAGAGCUAGCCCUGGCAGCGAGAUAAACCAUGCUUUUGAGCGAUCCACUUUAGCGUUAUCUAAAGUCCAGGUCCACAGGGCGUUCAGUACUGAGAACGCGUCUGGCUCAGGACCUAUGGUUGCAACAGCACUUUGUUCGCGCGGCUUACGUAAUUCUACAGACAGAGAAAUAAUCACAAGAGAACAGAUCUCACAGGAGCUAAGUAUGAGGAGGUCUAUUUGUCUACAGACACGGCAAAGCGAGUCGAGUCUCAUGACUACAGACUUAUGUACAACAGAGCUAUAGUCAAAAUACAGAGAGCUAUAGUCAUAGAAUGGAGAGAGCUAUAGUAUCAUAAAAUAUAGAAAGCUAUAGUUUUACAAUAUAGGAAUGCCAAUAGGAUGUAAAUAAGAAAUUGUUCCAAUGUAUAACAAAGCUAAAAAAUGCUUACAUAGGCUAUUUUCAUAUGGUGUCCCGGAAAGGGAUUUUAUUUCGGAUUGCCUUAAUUAAUUAUGCUUCGCUGUUUGUAGACUGGCAGAAAGACUUAUAGAAAAGAUAAUUUACAUCUGAGGUAUAAAACGUUCAAAUCCAGACUUCCCUCGCCUGAUGUCGUAAAAUAAAUUUAUUUUUAUAAGCUGUUUUGAUGUUUGUUCGAAAAUUAGACCCCGUUUUUAAAACAGCUUGAUACGAGAUUAUUUUGAUUAUCAUGUUAAAAGUCAAGUCUUAGGAGACAAGUAUGUUUUUAACAAAACCAUCCGCGUUCUCACCCGGGAGUUUUCCAUCAACAAGGCUAUUUAAAUCUAAUCAAAACACGCCUCAAUCUACAACAUGCUUGUUUUAUAAACCUUUAACUUUAAAACAUUAGGGGAAUAGAAAUGUUUCGUAAAGGUGUUUUCUAGGUGGUCUCUCCCACAUAUGUUCUCUUGGGGCUUUUAAUCUAGCUGUCAUAAUAUGAUUGGCACUUGGAAACCGCACCGUAUGUGAAAAUUUGAUAAAAUUUUAUUACUGUCUUCAAUAAAUCAAAGUGAAUUGUUCUUUUAAGCCUUGCAUAAAGUAGCAUGUUCAUAAACCACUCAAAGUAAAUACAUUUAAGAUGGAUGUAUAUAUGCAGGGUUUUAUUUCGAGUCCAAGUUCCAAUUAAAGUCUCAAUGCCUAA
Molecule: messenger RNA, 2033 nt
Organism: Nematostella vectensis (starlet sea anemone)
Lineage: Eukaryota; Metazoa; Cnidaria; Anthozoa; Actiniaria; Edwardsiidae
Exons: 1
Coding region: 413-1183 (256 amino acids)
Source: RefSeq, a predicted model, not a curated record